Pristis pectinata (smalltooth sawfish) is the source of this 6066-nucleotide messenger RNA. It is a transcript of the gene vamp2, whose product is annotated as vesicle-associated membrane protein 2. The transcript has 5 exons. The coding region runs from base 114 to 476 and encodes 120 amino acids. Gene Ontology annotation, cellular component: SNARE complex; plasma membrane. Gene Ontology annotation, molecular function: syntaxin binding; SNAP receptor activity. NCBI's taxonomy places the organism in Eukaryota, Metazoa, Chordata, Chondrichthyes, Rhinopristiformes, Pristidae. Gene Ontology annotation, biological process: vesicle fusion; SNARE complex assembly; vesicle-mediated transport. The record is from RefSeq and is a predicted model, not a curated record.
CUACCCGGAUCACUGACGUCAGGCAGCUGCUGAAUAGCCAUCUUUGUUGAGAAGCUUAGGGACCGAGCAGUCGAGAAAAUCCUGUUGAAUAUCCAGAACUCGAGAAAAACAAAAUGUCAGCCCCAAGCCAAGCUGCUGCUCCUGCUGCAGGAGGACCUCCUGGGGCACCUGGAGAUGGAGGACCAACCCCACCAGUUAACACAACCAGCAACAGAAGGCUGCAGCAAACACAGGCUCAAGUCGAUGAGGUGGUGGAUAUCAUGCGAGUGAACGUGGACAAAGUUCUUGAACGAGAUCAAAAGCUGUCGGAGCUCGAUGAUCGUGCCGAUGCCCUUCAGGCUGGAGCAUCACAAUUUGAAACAAGUGCUGCUAAGCUGAAGAGAAAGUAUUGGUGGAAGAACUGCAAGAUGAUGAUUAUACUUGGAGCAAUAUGUGCAUUCAUUAUCAUCGUUAUCAUAAUUUAUUUCUGCACCUGAGGAGAAGGAAGACCAACUUAAGAUCCAGCUUAACUUCGUUCUCGUCAGCCAUAUCUUCUCCAGUGUCAGAUAUUAUUUAUUAAUCUCUGCUUAUAACAUGGUUGUUUUUAUUUUGUCUGUAAGUUGCCCUAAUUACUCGAAUGGGUGCAUUGAUUGCUAUCAAAGUCUGAUUAACAAUGUAACCAGCUAUUUACUGCCGAAUAGUUAAUUAAGUUUGUCUUAUACAUUCCAAGGUAAAACUAGCACAAUAUAGAUGGAUUGGCCUUCAGUUGAAUCCUGUUUCCAAAUAUAACUGUGACAUUUUUUCUGACUUGCCAACUCAUCAGGAGGUAACAGUCUGAAAUGCCCAAAGCCUUAACAAGCAUAAAAGCAAACCAGAAAAUUGUGUUUAACUCUGGCAAAUCUGAGCAAAUGUGGAAUUUGUUCAGAUGUGAAGCAAAUUAAUCAGUAUAUUCCUGAUAUUACAUUUAAUAAUGCAAAAUCAAAAAUAAAUAUCCAGAACCAGUAAAGAGAGCAUAAUAAUAGAGUACUAAUGAUGAGCAGUCUGUUUGGCAUUUGGUGCUGUGUCAGAUAUAUAAGAUUUAAAGGAAUGGCUGAAGUUGUAAUUGAUUUUGAAACAUAACCAUAAUAGCAGUUUAUUUGGUGAAUUCUGUCUGAGCAAUUGUAAUAUCAUGACCUUCAUCUUUCAAUAAGAUGUUUUAUUUUUGAUAUUUGCCCUUUUGGUGUGCUCAGUGGUCACAUCAAACAGAAGCUACUUUCUCAGUACACUCCAAAAUUGUCUGCUGUCAAAAGACCACUUUGAACAUACUAAGCAUUUAACAAACUAUUCCCUAUCAAGUGAAAUAUUUUAAAGGAAACCAAAAUGAAGAUCUAAUUCUAGACAUUUGGAGUUAGACUAGAAAUGCAACCUGCAAAACAGAGAGAUGGGUGACAGAGACAGACACACAUGAAAUUAAUUGUGGCAACUAAUUACAAUUGAUAUCAAUUUAUUUUGGUCCAAUAUUGAUUUGAAACCACUCUGUAAAAAUUCAUACCCAUUUUUGGUACAGAAAGCACAUUAAUGGGUUAGGGUAGGAAUUUGGGGCAGUACUUUUUUCAGGGUAUCCACAACUCCUUCUUCCCAUUAUAAAAUUCCUACAAUGGGGAAGGACAGAGGAAUCUGCUUUUUCCACCUAUCUUCAUUAUAAUUUUACAAUAAGGAUACAACCAAUAAUUUAUCAUUCCCCACCACAAAUGCUAAUAUUUCUACCUAACAUGGAAAUGCUAUAUCCAGGCACAUUCAAUGUGCUACUGAAACACUCCAAGUGCUAUCGCCAACAAUGCUGUUGUAAAGUAGCAAUGAUGCCUCAGUUAGAAAAACACGUCUUUAACCACAUGGGCCUAAUUGGCCAGUCCCCAAUAGAAAAGGUGCCCAUAGAUGCUACAAAUGGCAUAAGCACUUUGCCCUUUUAUUAAUGUUGAUAGCCAAGAGUUUGGACAAGGGUGAGACUGUGAAGAAAGACUGACAGGGAGAUAUUCUGUCCUGUUGUACAUCUAUGGUGCAGCAACUCAACCUGGGCAUUCAAGCCUCCUUUAUUUCUGAUGAUUAUGCACAAAAUGUCCAACAUAAUGAUGGUGUAGUUAUAUCAAUCAGUCUCCAAAACUAAGCUAUAAUCCUAUAUGAUUGUCUUAUCAGAUGACAAACCAGUUGAAUUUUCUGGUAAUCAUGUAGAACAGAGGAUUAUUUGAAAUCUGAUGUUCCAUAACAACAGGCUGAUUUUGAUCACACCAUUACACCUCUGGAACUAAGUACCAAUGCAAACAAUAUAAAAUGAAAAAUAUUUUGGUAUUUAGUAUGAAUAGGCUACUAAUCAGCAUGCAACACCUAACUGCAUCCAACUCAUCAAGAAUCUGAUUCUAAGCAGCAUGCAAUGCCUUCGGGAUGUUGUAUAUCUUUGUUUUAAUGGGACCUUUUCAAUUCAAAGGAGCCAUUCCCUGAUAUUUUCACAUUCUUUCAUGGUGUGCUUUGUUUCAUGUUUCAGUUCUUUAUUGAGGGUCUUUUCCUAGUCAAUUGUGCUAACUUUGUAGCUCCCUUACUGAAAUAAUCAUAUGUGAUAGUCUAUUUUUAAAAUAUUGGACCAUUAAUUGUUUACUUCCUCCCUUGAUUAUUGUAUAUAUGGUGUUAAGUUCCAAGAUCUUUGACGGACAUGUGAUCAGUAAUGUGCUAUCCUCUGAAACUGUGAAAGGAGAACUGCAGAAUUCAUACAUGUGUAUUUGCUAAAUAUGUAGUAAGUCAUUUGCUUGUACACGGAUUCUGAAAGCUUUGUGUAUAUUCUCAUAUAGUACAUGUGAUCCACUAUUGUCCACAAAUGUACAAAAGUUGUAGUUUCAUCUCCACUGCUCCCUGACCUGCUAGCCUGCCAACCUGCACCCAUUCCAUUUUAUUUUUUUAAAUACCUCCUCGUUAUUUCUGGUUCUCCAUACACUGUCAACAGUUGGGAGGAGAGCUAAUUGUUCAAUCUACUUCUGUUAAUGCGCCUCCAGAGGUAGUCAGUAGGAUCUGUACAGCUGAAGCCUUUCCAGUUUUUCUCCAAUUUGUUUUUCAAUUCUUCUUGCUGUGUAAGCACUGAACCGCUACCAUAUGCCAACCCCAUCCCCCUCCAUGCAACUCACUGGGUGGAAAUUCUGAGUGUAAACUCUCCAGCGACUGUGUGGUACAGUACCUUGGUACUUCAGUGCACUGAGCCACUGUGCCAUUUAGCCUUACAACUUCAACAUUGUUUCAACUUGCUGUGGUUACCUUAACCAUCUGCAUUCACAGAACAGUCAGAAGUCUAUAGUCAGUUCUAAAAGAGUCAGAUCCAACAACAUAUUGAAAAAUCUUUUUUAAGAAAAGUAACUUAUGUUUCUUUUAAGAAAGCUUUCAAUUUAUUGCUGCUUACUAUUCAGCUAAGUUGCACAAUGGCCAACAGAUCAACUAACACACAAGGGAUACAGUGGAGUUUUUAUUAUCCAAAUAUAAUGGGCCAGAUCUUGCCAGCCUGGAUAUCACUGCCCAGACUCACCAAAUGGCUCUCCCCAUGCCUGGACUGGUCAGGUCUGGAUAUGAAAGGUCAAUAUUGCUGGCCUGGUAGAGUGGUGUGGUCCCUUCCCUUAAUAUCCAGAAACAUUUAAAAACUAAUGAAAUUAAAUUAAGUGGUUAACUUAAAAUUAGGAACAGAGGAAAUAAAAGUAAGUAAAUGUGCUUUUAAAAAAAAAUCACUUUUAUAAAUAAUUAAAAGCAUUAACUUAAGAGAAAAUAAUUUUAUAAAUGUAACCUGCUGUUCCUGUUGCCUCCUGAUCCUUUGCCUGACAAACCUCAAUGAAAUGAACGCAAUCUCAGAAGCUGCAACAUGGUCUAACCUGGUGCAGGAUCCAUGAUAUGAUUUCCUCUGUGUAAUGCUACAGAAUUACAGCACCACUGGGCUCCAUCUCUGGAGCAGAGUAAAUUAACAAAAUCAGCUUUCUAAAAGUGUAAGUCCCAGGCUUCUGUAUUUGACUAUGGAGCUCGAGUUUUACCUAGAGUAGCAGACUAAAACUAGAGCUCAUACAUGGAAAUCUGGACUUAACUGCUGUUUAAAUGGCUAAAUGCUAGCAGUUUUGUUAGAAGUGCUGUCAACAUCUAGGACAAUCCAAUCCAUUACAAAAAGUAGAAGCAGGUGCAGGCUCUUUAAGAACUCUCUGCUAUUGAGUAUCAUUGAUAAUCCUUUACUUCAGGUCCACUUUGCCACUUGUUCCAAAUAUCUGUUGGUGCCCGAGACCACUUAGCUUUGAAUACAAAAUCUUCAAAGUUAAUUUUAUCAUACUUACAUUUGAUUAAUAGUUUAUAAUCUCCCUAGUUAUUGAAAAUAAGAGGAUAUAAUCUUCAUAACAAUAAGAAUUUGUACCAUACAUCUUUGAACGUUGAACUGACCUAUUCUCAGUACUGCUUAGUUAAUAUAGACACACCUGUUGCCUAUUUUUCUAAUUGUUUUGACUUUUGUCAUGAAUGGUCACUUGGUUGCACAGAGCAGCACCAGAAAUUGGUAUAUUUCAGGUGAACACCAGUUAUCUUUACAGGUAAUAUUUCUGUUUAAAAAAAUGAUUUACAUUGAAGAAACAUGAUGAUGAUUAGUGGGUGUGCACCAUGCAGUUAAAUAAUUGAAAAUACAUCAGGUGAAACCAAGCUGUGUGAAUUUUUAAUAUACAAAUGCCUCUCACGAUUGGUUUAAUAAAGGUGAUAAUCCAUUUAUAAUAAUCACAAAACAUCUUUUCUCACUAUUGCCCAAAGCAAGCAUUGGUCCAUCUCCCUUUUUGAGCCUCAGUUCACCUCUCCAUGUUUUGUCCCAGUUCCUUUCUAUCUUAACUGCCAUUUCUCUACUGGAUCCCAUUAUUUAUAAGAUGCCUGCAGUUUUUUUUAUUUGGGGAAACUGAAGGUGAACAAAAUUUCUACCAACAUUUUUACGAUUCGGAGCAUUUAAAAAUAAUAUGGAUCGGCUAUUGACAAUCUGGUCAAUGAUCAUCAUUAAUGAUGGGACAAUGAUUAUUGAUAAGCAGCUGGCCCUGCAUCAUACUAUUGGCUGUAUGAUUAGUGAUUAAUGUUAAGAUCAAAAUAUGAGUUAAGGUUACUAGUUGAGAUUGGUUGUUCGGGUAGGUUUAGGGACUAGGAUUAACAUUAGAGGUUGGGGUUAAACUUUCAUGGCUAUGAUUAGAGGCUGUAGUUAGCAUCAAAAUUAAGGGAUGGUGCUAUCAGAAGCGUGGUGUCAGUAGCAGCAAGUAACCAGUUGUAACUAGACGUAACUAGACAGGCCCAGAAGGGGAAAAUAUAUCUAAAAUGUUGCCCUAAGCUAAUUUUCUCUGUGCAUUUUUCACCUAACAAAAAAAACCGAAACUGCUGCUUCUUGAUAGGUAAUAGAGCAGAUGUCAGUGGCAAAUGUGUGAGUGAAAACACUGGAAAUUGCAGCAAAAGGAAAAAGUUGUUAAAGCUUCAUUAAGAACUUUUGUCAGGGUGAAGUUUUCUGUUUUUGUAUCAGAUUUCUAGCAUUUCUUUAUCUCAAUGAGAAAUACUAAGAAUGAACAAAUAUUCUGGUAUUGCAAAACAAUGGAAAUAAAUAGGCACAGGGGUAUUGUUAAUUUUCUAUAAUAGCCUUGGAAUAUUAUUAUACUACAGUUUAGAAAAGUUAUUGUCUUUUAUAUCUUUUUGCUCUCAAAAACAUUCCAGUUACCUUAUAGUCUUUUUAUUUAAUAUCUUGUAGUGCUUUUUAAAUUUAACCAAGAAGAGCCAAAAUUGUAUUUUCCAGUUCUUUGAAUGGAGGUGAUCACAAUUCUACUCCUGCUCUAUCUGCUCUAUUAAACAGCACCAUCCCUGCCCCCAAUGAUUAAAAAAGACACUGGGAUUUGCAUGGAAAAGUUGCAUUAGUUAUAUACUAAUUUGAUGUUGCAAUGAUUAACUUGUUAACACCAAGUUUGUAUACCUUUGUGUGCGUGCGCGUGUGUGUGUGUUUAUAUUUAAAUUGGUGAAUGCAAUUUCCAUGUUGUGUACGUGCAACAUUGAUGUAUUUGUCUUGGCAAAUAAACCUUUGUUUAAAAAAUA